AUGGUGACUGAGGAGGAAGUGGAGGCCAUCGGCCGGACGCUGGUGGACACCAUGCAGCCCCUGAAGGCUCGUUUCCGAGCCCUCUUCACCCUGCGCAACGUGGGCGGCCAGGCCGCCAUCGACUGGAUCAGCCGGGCGUUCGGGGAUGAGUCUGCCCUUCUGAAACACGAGCUGGCGUACUGCCUGGGGCAGAUGCAGGAUGAGCGUGCCAUCCCCUGCCUGGUCCGGGUACUGCAGGACACCAGCCAGGAGCCCAUGGUGCGCCAUGAAGCAGGGGAAGCUUUGGGAGCGAUUGGGAACCCCCAGGUGCUGGAUGUUCUGAGACGUUAUUCGGAAGACCCGGUGAUUGAGGUAGCCGAGACCUGCCAGCUGGCGGUCAAGAGGCUCGAAUGGCUGCAGAAGAACAAGGAAGCACCUGGCGCCGGCCCCUAUCUGUCUGUGGACCCGGCUCCCCCUGACGAGGAGAAGGACGUCGCCAAGCUGCGGGAGACCCUGCUGGAUGAGUCGCGCCCGCUAUUCGAUCGGUACCGCGCCAUGUUCGCCCUGAGGAACGUGGGGGGCGAGGCCGCGGCGCUGGCGCUGGCUGACGGCCUGGUGUGCGGCAGCGCCCUCUUCCGCCACGAGAUUGGCUUCGUCCUAGGCCAGAUGCAGCACGAGGCCUGCGUGCCCCAGCUGACAGCAGCACUGGAGAGCGUGGCGGAGAACCCCAUGGUGCGGCACGAGUGUGCGGAGGCGCUGGGCUCCAUUGCCAAGGAGUCCUGCCUGGAGACGCUGCGGGCGUUCGCCCAGGAUGGGGAGCGGGUGGUGAGGGAGAGCUGCGAGGUGGCCCUGGACAUGUACGACUACGCCAACGGCCCCGAAUUCCAGUAUGCCGACGGACUGAGCAAGCUGCAGGCCUCAGGCUGA
This is a messenger RNA of Emys orbicularis (European pond turtle), 906 nucleotides long. RefSeq names its product deoxyhypusine hydroxylase (gene DOHH). Gene Ontology annotation, molecular function: deoxyhypusine monooxygenase activity. The transcript has 4 exons. The coding region runs from base 1 to 906 and encodes 301 amino acids. NCBI's taxonomy places the organism in Eukaryota, Metazoa, Chordata, Testudines, Emydidae. Gene Ontology annotation, biological process: peptidyl-hypusine biosynthetic process. The record is from RefSeq and is a predicted model, not a curated record.